This is a messenger RNA of Meleagris gallopavo (turkey), 3450 nucleotides long. The record is from RefSeq and is a predicted model, not a curated record. Lineage: Eukaryota; Metazoa; Chordata; Aves; Galliformes; Phasianidae.
AUCCGCGCUCGACGUGCGGGCUGCAGGCGCACAUGCUGCCGGUGUGCGUAACGCCCCGCGUGCCCUUCUACCUGUGAUUCCUGCGCUGCUGUGCGUGGCUAUGACAUGGCAGAACUUCUUCUUGGAGAGUCCAAACUAGAACAGUUUUUGAAGGAAAAUGCUCUUAAGCAGAACAGUAGUCCGCGGGGCCCCCGGCCAAAGCUAACUGAGGUCAGGAAGCAUCUAACAGCAGCACUUGAUAGAGGAAACCUAAAGCCAGAAUUCUUACAAGAGGCUAACCUACUUAUGGCCAAAUUGAACUAUGUGGAAGGUGAUUACAAGGAAGCUCUGAACACAUAUGCCAGAGUUGGAGUUGAUGAUUUGCAGCUAGCUGCUGUGCCACCGUAUAGGUUACGGAUGAUUGCUGAAGCAUACUCUACUAAAGGUCUCUGUCUUGAGAAGCUGCCAAUUUCUUCUUCAGCUAGCAACCUCCAUGUGGACCGUGAACAAGAAAUUGUUACGUGCUAUGAGAAAGCUGGGGAUAUUGCUCUUUUAUACCUUCAGGAGAUAGAAAGGGUAAUUAAUACUAACAUACAAAACAGAAGCCCUAAGCCAGGGCCUACUACACAUGAACAGGAACUUGGCUUUUUCUUGGAAACAGGACUACAGAGGGCACAUGUUUUAUAUUUCAAGAAUGGGAACUUGACAAGAGGAGUUGGUAGAUUUAGAGAAUUACUAAGAGCUGUUGAAACAAGAACUACACAAAAUCUGCGAAUGACGAUAGCAAGACAACUGGCUGAAAUUUUGUUACGAGGCAUGUGUGAACAGAGUUAUUGGAAUCCACUGGAAGAUCCUCCUCACCAAUCGCCAUUAGAUGAUCCACUUCGGAAAGGUUCAAAUACGAAAAAUUACACACUCAGUAGAAGACCGCGGGUAUACACUGGAGAAAACAUCUUUUGUCCUCAAGAAAAUACAGAAGAAGCCUUACUGUUGCUACUUAUUAGUGAAUCUAUGGCUAACCGCGAUGCUGUACUAAGCAGAAUACCAGAACACAAAAAUGAUCGUAUCAUCAGUUUGCAAAGUGCAUCUGUAGUAUAUGAUUUACUUACUAUAGCCUUGGGAAGAAGAGGCCAAUAUGAAAUGCUCUCAGAGUGUUUAGAAAGAGCCAUGAAGUUUGCGUUUGAAGAAUUCCAUCUCUGGUAUCAAUUUGCAUUGUCCUUGAUGGCAGCAGGAAAAUCUGCUCGAGCCGUUAAAGUCUUGAAGGAAUGUAUUCGUUUGAAACCAGAUGAUGCAACUAUUCCUCUCCUUGCUGCAAAGCUCUGUAUGGGAUCUCUCCACUGGUUGGAAGAAGCAGAAAGAUUUGCCAAAACGGUUGUUGAUCUUGGAGACAAAACGUCUGAGUUCAAAGCAAAAGGAUACUUGGCACUAGGAUUGACUUACAGUCUGCAGGCUACUGAUGCAUCUUUGCGAGGGAUGCAAGAGGUCUUGCAGAGAAAGGCUCUUCUUGCAUUUCAGAGGGCUCACAGUUUGUCUCCAACAGAUCAUCUGGCAGCAUUUUACUUGGCACUGCAGCUUGCCAUAUCCAGACAGAUACCAGAAGCUUUGGGUUAUGUUCGUCAGGCUCUGCAGCUACAAGGGGAUGAUGCCAACUCUCUUCAUCUCCUUGCACUUUUGCUAUCAGCCCAGAAACACUACCAUGAUGCUUUGAACAUCAUUGAUAUGGCCUUGAGUGAAUACCCAGAAAAUUUUAUACUACUGUUUACAAAAGUCAAAUUGGAAUCACUGUGCAGAGGCCCAGAUGAAGCACUCCUUACCUGUAAACACAUGCUCCAGAUUUGGAAAUCCUGCUAUAAUCUCACUAACCCAAGUGAUUCUGGACGUGGGAGCAGCCUGUUAGACAGAGCUAUUGCCGAUAGACGACAGCUUAAUACAAUUACAUUACCAGAUUUCAGUGAUCCUGAAACAGCCUCUGAUACUUCCUCAUCUUCUCUCUCAAGAACAGAGUCUCCUCUCCAAGUGUUUGUGUCUUCUCAUCUUCCUCAUCCUAAAUCAGAUACCUUUGUCUGGCCCCAUGCAGCCUCUCCAUGCUGUGACCAAGUUCCUGAGCCCCGUUCACCUUCUCACUGUUCGAUCCAUGCGACUUCAAUAGCAGCUUCCAGAGUGGAGCAAGCAUUGUCUGAAGUUGCUUCAUCUCUGCAAAGCAGUGCCCCUAAACAAGGUCCCCUGCAUCCUUGGAUGACUCUAGCUCAAAUAUGGCUUCAUGCAGCUGAAGUCUACAUAGGAAUUGGGAAGCCUGCUGAGGCCACUGCAUGCACCCAGGAAGCAGCUAAUCUCUUCCCAAUGUCACACUAUGUGCUUUACAUGAGAGGUCAGGUGGCUGAACUUCGUGGAAAUAUUGAUGAAGCCAAACGCUGGUAUGAAGAGGCCUUAUCUAUUAGUCCUACUCAUGUGAAAAGUAUGCAGCGGCUGGCACUGAUACUUCACCAGCUUGGGCGCUACAGCUUGGCCGAGAAGAUUCUCAGAGAUGCUGUGCAGGUGAACUCCACGGCCCACGAGGUCUGGAACGGCCUGGGUGAGGUUCUGCAGGCUCAAGGCAAUGAUGAUGCCGCUACUGAAUGCUUCCUGACGGCACUGGAGCUUGAAGCCAGCAGUCCUGUUGUCCCUUUUACAAUUAUCCCGAGAGUUCUUUGAGAGGAUAUCUUGACCAGCUUAUUUUGGUCUGACUUGGAUGCGAAAACCCAGUGUUUCAGGCUGCCUGGUAACUGAUUAUUUUGAAAAACCUUAGAGCGGCAGGUAACAAACUCAUCUUCUGUGGGAAAGUGGCCAAAACAGUGUCAUGAUACAUUCUGUUGUUAAACUGAGAGGACAGAAUGGCUAACCAGAGCCAAAUCAGUCAUAUCGCCAAUGUUUUUACCCUGGUAGUUUUGAAAGUUCAUUAUAUUGUUCCUGAAAGAUGUGCCAUACUUUGUUAGUGAUACUUGAGUGUUACAUAAAAUUAUAAUGGAACCAACUACCAAACGUAGAAUAAUAUAUCCAAGUUAAAAUUCAGUGGCAGAGCAGACUAUUUUUAACAAGGCUGUUAUGAAAACUGUUUUCUUCCUGCCUCUCAACCUCUUUUGGCCCAAAGUCAAAAUGCGAAUUUUCUGUUUCCAUCUCUAUCUUAGUCCAGGCCAGAGAAUCAGUUGAGUUCUUGUUUUUAGUUGUUAAUAACUGUGAUGUGUGGCUAACUGUUAUCUCUAUUUAGAGCGAAGGCUGAGUACAAGAAUAUUUAUAUUUUACCAAUGUAUGCCUGUUACAAAAAAUAUAUUAGUUAUUUAAGUUUAACUUUUUUAUGUGAAUUCAGAGUUUAUUUAUCAAUGGAAAUAUGUAAAAAGAACCUCAAAUGGAGUAUUUACCGACAUUCCUUAUUCAUGACCCACACUUGGCUAAAUGGGAAGAUUAUGUUAAUAAUAAAAUGAUUUUUAAAUGGAA